ACGAAGAAGGUAGAAGGAAAAAGACAUGACCAAAGGGCAGUGUCGUGAUUAUAAUAUCAGCUUUGUCCACUUGUCACACAUUUUGCUUUUAUAAUGCAGCAAUACCAUUACCAACCAUACGCUUAUCCGACCUUCAAUCAACCCUCUCUCUUUCUUUCUUUGUUUCUCUCACUAACAUUCCUCAUGGAAUAUUCCGGCGACCACCGAUUCGACGUGAUUAUCGUCGGAGCAGGAGUUAUGGGAAGCUCUGCAGCGUACCAGCUGGCCAAAAGAGGCCACAAAACUCUCCUCCUCGAGCAAUUCGACUUCCUCCACCACCGUGGCUCUUCCCACGGCGAGUCACGUACCAUACGCGCCACUUACCCGGAGGAUUACUACUACACCAUGGUUUCCGAGUCAGCUCAGUUAUGGGCUCAGGCCCAGUCCGAGAUCGGAUACAAAGUCCAUUUCCCAACUCAGCAGUUCGACAUGGGCCCUAAGGACCAGCGGAGCCUCCUCUCUGUUGUCGCCACGUGUCGUAAACACGGCUUAGCUCACAGGGUCAUGGACUCAAAGACCGUGUCUGAAUAUUUCUCCGGGAGGAUCAAUAUCCCGGAGAACUGGAUCGGAGUCUCGACGGACCUUGGCGGAGUUAUCAAACCGACCAAAGCCGUCUCCAUGUUCCAGACGCUGGCGUUAAAGAACGGCGCCGUUUUGAGAGACAACACCAAAGUGGCUAACAUAAAGAAAGACGGUGAAAACGAGGGAGGGGUAAUAGUCAGCACGGUGAAAGGAGAGAAGUUCCACGGUAAAAAGUGUAUUGUUACUGCCGGUGCAUGGAUAGGUAAGCUGGUGAAAACGGUGGCCGGGAUAGAGUUUCCGGUGGAGCCGCUUGAGACGACGGUGUGUUACUGGAGAAUAAAAAAAGGCCACGAGGACAAGUUCGCGAUAGACUCAGAGUUCCCUACGUUCGCGUCCUACGGAGCUCCUUACGUGUAUGGAACUCCAUCUCUGGAGUAUCCGGGACUUAUCAAAGUGGCGGUUCACGGUGGUUACCUCUGCGAUCCAGACAAGAGGCCAUGGGGGCCGGGAGUGAAGCUAGAAGAGCUUAAAGAGUGGAUUAAGGAGAGGUUUGGAGGGAUGGUUGAUACUGAAGGACCUGUAGCGACUCAGCUUUGUAUGUAUUCAAUGACGCCAGAUGAGGACUUUGUCAUUGAUUUUCUCGGUGGGGAGUUUGGGAAAGAUGUGGUGGUCGGCGGCGGGUUUUCUGGUCAUGGGUUUAAGAUGGCGCCUGCGGUGGGGAGGAUAUUGGCGGAGCUGGCGACGGAGGGAGAAGCUGGAGGAGGAGUUGAGAUGAAGCAGUUUAGUCUCCGGAGGUUUGAAGAGAAUCCUAAAGGGAAUGCCAAAGAGUAUCCUGACCAGGUGAUACUUGGUAGUUGCCUUUGAAUAAAAUUUGUAUUGUUACAUUUGAUUACAAAGUGUCAACUGUUGAAUAAAAAUACAAGCUUGUUGAAGAAGAAGAGUGUAAAACUUUUAUUAUAUAUAUAUAUGUUUCAAGUCUU
Molecule: messenger RNA, 1541 nt
Organism: Brassica napus (rape)
Lineage: Eukaryota; Viridiplantae; Streptophyta; Magnoliopsida; Brassicales; Brassicaceae
Product: probable sarcosine oxidase
Exons: 1
Coding region: 94-1425 (443 amino acids)
Molecular function (GO): sarcosine oxidase activity; flavin adenine dinucleotide binding
Source: RefSeq, a predicted model, not a curated record